Molecule: messenger RNA, 828 nt
Organism: Strongylocentrotus purpuratus (purple sea urchin)
Lineage: Eukaryota; Metazoa; Echinodermata; Echinoidea; Camarodonta; Strongylocentrotidae
Gene: tmem244
Product: transmembrane protein 244-like
Exons: 5
Coding region: 80-571 (163 amino acids)
Source: RefSeq, a predicted model, not a curated record
UUUUGCUUUUCGUUUGCACAUUUGAAGACACCAUGACGUUUGUUGUUAAGGAAGCUGACCAUCUCGGAUUUUGCUCAAAAUGGUUUCUGUUUCUUCGAUUGGAAAGGAAAUCCUACUGAAACUUCUUGGAACAAUCUUCUCCUUUUAUGCUGUUUAUUACAUAGUGGCUUCACUCCUUAAUGGAAUUCUCAGACUGGACAGUUUUGAUGGCACCAUUCCUUUCCAUUACCAAAGCUUUGAUCAAAUUUUUGCCAACUCUACAAAAUGGAGUGAUCCUGUUUUUCUAGGGGACUUCAUCUCACUGGAAGGCACAUACAUAACAAUUCCGUUUGUUUUCUACAUCUUUCUGAGAUCGCGACUCUGGGAUUACACAAUCACCAUUACAGCUGUGCACUGUAUCCUCGUCUGUCUCGUUAAUUUAGCUUUCCCUCUGGUGUGGGAGUGGUGGGUGUGGAUCGUCAUCAGUCUUCUCCUCAGCAUCGGGAUCAGCGAACUGACCAGCGCCCUCAUCAGGAAAAAGAAGACAGGGAGCUUCAGACCCCUGCCGAGGGAGGAAGAUAAGGCCUCAUGAUGACUUGAAGAAUGAACAACAUGUAACUCAAUACCUCAAUCAAAUGGUUUACAAAAAAGGUGAAGAAUGUUGAUAAGAAUAUAUCUAUGUCUAUUUUUGAAGAAAAAAAUACUUUGCAUCAAUUGCCCCAUAGUUUUUGUCUUGCCUGCAUAGCAAAAGCAAGUAUCCCAAAUCAUAUGACACAAAUUCCAGGUCACAAUAUUAAGGACAAAGGUCAUUUUAGGUCAGUGGACUUGAAUUAUGUUUUCGCAACUUAA